AUGGAAGUAACAGUACCAGAUGAUGUCAAAAAUACUCUAUUAGAAACUUUGGAUAUCCCAUUCGAAAAAUUUAAUAAAUUAAAAUCAUCUAAUGAAGCUGAAUCAAACACAUUGAAUGAUCCACAAGAUAAUCUUUCAUUGGAAUUGGAUUUGAAUAUUUUCAAAUAUUCAUUAAAAUUGAUUUAUGGAUUACGAUGGGCUAUUCAUUUAGACUAUUUAGAUGAUAUUCAUAGAAAGAGAUUUGAUAAUGAAAAUCUUUAUUUCAUUCAAUUGAUCAAAUCAUACAAGAACUCUCUAAGGGGGGACUCAAAGGAGACCGACAUUGAUAAUCGUUUCAAAUUAACCAUCAUUGCUAUCAUUUUUGCUUAUUUCUUAAUUAUACCAAAUUUACAACAUAUUAUAAUGAAUGAUGAAACAUUGGAAUGCCUAAAAGAGUUUUUAAAUGAUAUUGGUACAAACGAGUCAUAUUUGAAUAAGAUUGAUUUGAAUACAAAUGGUGAUUCCAUUAUUGGUCCAUAUACUUUAAUAAAAUUUUUAAAUGUCAAUGAUUAUGAUAUUACAGUGUCUCCAAUUACCAAUUUAAUAUGUGAUGAAGGUUUCCAAAAAAAUUUAGAUUAUUACAAAUUACCAAUUAAUGGUUCGUUUAUUAACCAUUGGUUACCAAAUAUUAUUAAUAAUCAAUUCAUCAAACAAAAGAUCGAUUUAUUAGGUUUAAAUGAUCUUGAUGGUUCUAAUGAAACAAUUGAACCUAAUGAAAAUAUUCUAUUAGAUAAUGAUGAAUUGAAAUUGAAAUUUUUAUCAAAUUUAAUUAUUGACGAUUCUUUAGCUGAAUUAUUUAUUGCUAUUUCCAAGGAUAAAAAUUUCCCCAAAGAUUGGUCAAUAAGUUUUGAUGCCAAUUUAAAUUCUAAUUUAAGUUCCAAUAAAAUCAUGUUUUAUUAUGUUUAUAAAUUAGCCAAACGAAUCAUAAUGUUCCCCAAAUUAAUUCCUCAACCAAUUUAUGAUAAUUGUUUUGAUGAAAUUAUUGGUUCUGAUGAUCAAUUUAAAUCCCUAGAAUUCCAAUUUAAAGUAUUAAUGGAAUUAAUAGACCAUCCUGAAAUUGAUUAUUUAACAAAUGGUAAUAGAUUAAUUAAAUUAUUAUCCCUUGCAUUAUUAAAGAUAGAUUCGUUAACCACUUUAACUAUUCAUAAAGAAUUGAAUAAAUUAUCUCCUACUCAAUCCAUCUUAUCCAUUUUGAACGUGGCUAAUUUAUUGUUAACUAAAUUUUUAAUUCAACAACAACAAAAUACCAUUCAUGAUAUUACUUUAUCAAUGAUUCCUAAUUGGUUCAAUUCAAGCAUCAUUCCAUCCAUCCCACCAAUCUCACAAUCAUUAUUUUUAUUUAAAGAAAAUAGUCAAUUUGAAACAAGACAAUUUGAAAUUAAUAAUAAUAAAGAAACUUUCCAAUUGAUCAAACAAUCCAUAGGUUUAAUUUUAAAGAUUAUUAAUAAUUUAAUCAAACAAUAUGACUCGUUAUCAAUUGAUAUAAUUGAAAGUACCUCUUUUGGUGAUGAAGAACAGAAUGGUAAAUUCCAAAACAAUAUUGAAUAUAAUAUAAGACAACAGUUUUUCGAAUUAUUCUUUAUUCCAAUCUUUACAAAUUUAACUUAUUUAGAAAACGAAAGUAUCAUAUCAAGGAAUUCAAAUGAACUAUCAAGUGAUAAUAUUAAUAUUUUUGUUCUCUCUAUAAAAGUCAUUGAAAAUUUAAUAUUAAUUGAUGAAAAUCUAACAAUCAAUUAUCUUUUAAAUUUUAUAUCAAAGAUAUCUGCAGAAGAUUUAAAUUUACAAAAAAAUUCUAUUAAAUUAUUAAACCAUUUAUUUUUCCAUAAUAAUAAUCCAAAUUUCCAAAAAAAAUUAAAAGAAAUUUUCGAAUUUGAGAAUAAUUUAUCCAUAAAUGUCUUGAAAAAUUUUAUAAACGUUUGGAAUGAUGGUAGUGAAAAUUAUACAAAAUUCUAUACUGAAAUCUUCAAAGAAGAUCAACCAAUCGUUGCCAUAGAGGAAACCUCUAUUGAUCAAUUGAUUGGUAAUAUCAUCGAGUAUGAUUCUGCUCCAUCUACUGCAUCUUUACUUAACAACAUUGGGAUGAAUAUGAAUGAAUAUGAUCAACAGAGUAGCCUUAUGAGCAAUGCUCAAAGCAGUUCCACCACUCUAAGUAGUCAAGAUCAACAUAUAAACAAGCCUAUCCCCUUAUACGCAAAUACAAAUCUAAAUAGUGCAAACACCUCUACUGCACAAACACCAACUAGAUAUAAUCCAUAUUCUACAUCAUCAUUCAUACCGAAUAAUAAGAAUGGCUCUACUAAUAGCAAUAAUAACAAUAACCACAACAACAACAAUAACAACAACAACAACAACAACAACAACAACAACAACAACAACAACAAUAAUAAUACUAACAAUACCACUACUAAUAAUAACAUUAAUAAUAACAAUAACAAUUCCAACCUGAAUUCCAAGGGGCAAGGUAUCAAUGGACGUAUAGUAGCCACCGGGAAAAAUUACAUACUGGGGACUACUCCUGUCAAUAGCGGGACUGGAAGUAGUAACUACGCUAGAAAUUCCAGCCGUGCUCAAUCGGUACACAUCGAUGAUUUCGAAAGACAACAACAAUGA
Molecule: messenger RNA, 2649 nt
Organism: Henningerozyma blattae CBS 6284
Lineage: Eukaryota; Fungi; Ascomycota; Saccharomycetes; Saccharomycetales; Saccharomycetaceae
Gene: VIR1
Product: Vir1p
Exons: 1
Coding region: 1-2649 (882 amino acids)
Source: RefSeq, a predicted model, not a curated record